Molecule: messenger RNA, 489 nt
Organism: Penaeus monodon (black tiger shrimp)
Lineage: Eukaryota; Metazoa; Arthropoda; Malacostraca; Decapoda; Penaeidae
Product: vicilin-like seed storage protein At2g18540
Exons: 3
Coding region: 1-489 (162 amino acids)
Source: RefSeq, a predicted model, not a curated record
AUGGCGUUCGGGGAGGGAACCGAGCGCCACGUCCUUAUAAAGAAGGUGCACAAGCCUCCACUCACGACAAGAGAAGACAAGGGCCACACCAAAGAAGAGAAACGAAAUCAAGUCAAGAGGAAGCGAAGAGGAAGCCAAGAAGUCAAGAGGAAAAGAAAAAGAAGACAAGAAGGCAAGAGGAAGCGAAAAGGAAGCCAAGUCAAGAGGAAGCGAAAAGGAAGCGAAAAGGAUGUCAAGAGGAAGCGACGAGGAAGUCAAGAAGUCAAGAGGAAGCGAAGAGGAAGCGAAGAGGAAGCCAAGAAGUCAAGAGGAAACGAAAACGAAGUCAAGAAGGCAAAAAGAAGCGAAAAGGAAUUCCAGAAGGCAAGGGGAAGCGACGAGGAAGUCAAGAACGAGAAGCAGGCGAGAAGCAGGUCAACAGUGUUAUGGGAAACAUGCCUGGAUGUUGACAUGCUGACACAAUACUCGGUUGGCAAAGUGUGGAUGUAG